This is a messenger RNA of Tetrahymena thermophila SB210, 717 nucleotides long. RefSeq lists its product as hypothetical. The record is from RefSeq and is a predicted model, not a curated record. NCBI's taxonomy places the organism in Eukaryota, Ciliophora, Oligohymenophorea, Hymenostomatida, Tetrahymenidae. The transcript has 2 exons.
AUGGGCUGUUAAUAAGGAAAAAUGAUCAAUAACGGUAAAGAAUCUUAGAAUAAAGGAGGCUUCAACAGAACAAAUACCAUAAAAAAUAAUGCUAAGAAUCAGUAAAAUGUAGAAGAAGCCAAUCAAUCAGGAUUAUUUGAUAGUAGAAACCAAAAUGAUGAAGAAGUAAUUGGAAAAGCUAAAGGAGUUUCUCCUUCAAAGACAAAAGAUGAUCAGAAUGAUGAAAAUUAACAAAAUAACGCAGCAGAUAAUCCUCCAUUAAAAUACACAUUUACCAUCAACGGAAAAUCAAUGAAAUAGAUUGAAGAUUAAAAAAUGCAAGAUGAAGAAGAAGAAGAUAAUUACAGUGACGUACUUCUCUCUACAGAAAUAAGAGAAGGUCACACACCUCAGCUUUCAGAAGAAGAAGAUUAUUUGCAGUAUGAAAGAAUUUAUGAUAAAAAAGAUAUCUCAUUGGCUGAUAUAGGCGAUGGCAUGAUAAACGAUGGGUUGGUGGAUAGAAAAAUGACGCUCCAUAAAGCUGCUACAUUAAAAAAAUCAACAACACUCAAGAAAAAGCUUGAAAAAAAGGCUAUUAUCCAUGCUUUAGAUAUCUAGCCAUCUAGAGACUACUUUAUGCCUGACUAUUUCAAACAAUUUACUAGGAAGUAAUCCAACAAGAAUCUCUAACAAGACUACACAAAAACAAAUACUCUUUUUGUUCCAUAAAAUUAAUGA